Messenger RNA from Aphanomyces astaci, 693 nucleotides. RefSeq lists its product as hypothetical. The coding region runs from base 1 to 693 and encodes 230 amino acids. The record is from RefSeq and is a predicted model, not a curated record. Lineage: Eukaryota; Oomycota; Saprolegniomycetes; Saprolegniales; Verrucalvaceae. The transcript has 3 exons.
AUGUUGGCCAUCAGUGACGGGACGGCGUUUCAAGGCUUGCCGUCUACAACGCCUUUAGCUGGGUUCGUACACCCAAGGACCAAGAAAGUACUCACGGUGGACUGGCUCUCGACGGCGCAUCAAAAGCACAUGGACGCGCUGCGACAAGCCAUGGAAAAUAUGCACCGCGACGUAGCGGCUCGAAGCGAGAAGUUGCGGCAGCAGGCGCGAGGUCGCCGCGAGAAGAAAGCGCACGUGCGCUUAGCGAAGUUUGCGCUGGGCGAUUUUGUGCUGUUGGGAAAAAUCAUCAAGUUCCCCAACAAGUUGGCACUCAAUUGGAAAGGUCCGUACCGCGUAUCGCGGGUCGACUCGGACUAUGUGAUGGAAGUCCAACAGCUCGUGGAGCCGUUUCGGACGUCGUUUUUCAGCGAUGCUGCAUUGGACGUCACCGAUGACCUGGUGGACUACGCCGCGUUUGGCGAUGAAGGUUUUUUUGUCGAAGAACUUUUGGGCGCUUGCCGUAGCGCCGACGGAAAAUUCGAAGUGCGCGUCAAGUGGAAGGGCCUCGACGAAGAAGCUUCGUGGGAGCCAGCCCUCCAACUCUAUGAAGACAUUGCGGUCGUCCUGCGCCGCUGGAUCGUGAAGAAUGCCGGCGACGGCGUCGUCAAGGAAAUGCGCGACGACUUAGAGACGACCCUUGGCCAUUCACUUUAG